UGUCAACAUGUCAAUCAGUCAAUUAUCCAGCUGAUCGCCUUAAUCCUAUUUUGUUUGAUGAUUUCGCUCGAAAAUUACGAAUUUCCAGUUUCGAACAUUUUUAUUUUAUUAGAAGCAGUGGUUGAAUUAAGCAACAGAUUUUCAAAAUAUUUAAAAUGGCGUUAAGAAGAUCUGUUCUUUCAUUAAUGAACACUAGAAAAGCUUCGCUAAGGUUAUGUGGUGCCAAAAAUUUCAGUGCGCAAGCUGAACCUAAAGAGGAAGAGAAACGAAAAACACAUUUUGGGUUUGAAACUGUAAACGAAGAUGAGAAAACGAAAAAAGUGCAUCAAGUGUUUGAGACGGUAGCAAGCAAGUAUGACCUGAUGAAUGAUGUGAUGUCAUUUGGAGUGCACAGACUGUGGAAAGAUAUUUUCAUGCUGCGGCUGGCGCCCACUCCUGGAACCAAACUCUUGGAUAUGGCUGGAGGCACUGGUGACAUAACAUUCAGAUAUCUGAACUACCUCAAGAACCAAGGCUUACCAGCAACAGACAAGCGCAGCAGUGUCACCGUGUGUGACAUCAACCAACACAUGCUGGAUGUGGGCAAAGCUAGGGCAGAAAAGCAAGGCUUCACCAAAGACACUUCAGUGGACAUAGAAUGGUUGUGUGCGGAUGCUGAGAACCUUCCGCUGCCAGACGACUCAUAUAGCGCAUACACUAUUGCCUUCGGUAUCAGAAACUGCACACAUGUGGAUAAGGUUUUGGAGGAAGCCUACCGCGUGCUGCAGCCGGGCGGGCGCUUCCUCUGCCUGGAGUUCAGCCAACUGCCCAACAACACUAUGCAAUGGGUGUAUGACCAAUACUCAUUCCAAAUGAUCCCAGUGCUGGGACAGCUCAUAGCUGGCCAGUGGAAGCCAUACCAGUACUUAGUGGAGAGCAUACGACAGUUCCCACAUCAGGAAAAAUUCAAAUCGAUGAUCGAAGAAGCUGGCUUCAGACAAGUGACUUAUGAAAAUCUGACAUUCGGAGUUUGUGCCAUCCAUUCAGGGUUUAAGAUUUAAUAUUAAAAUAAUUAAGAACAAAAUAACCUCUGUGAGGUUUAAGUGUGAUCAAGAAGUUUAUUUAUUUAUAACUAUAAUGCAUACAUUUUUAGAACACACUCGCUUUAUUUGCUGUGUCAACUGUCAUGUCAAAAGUACGAUUUUAGUCCUAAACAUAAGUUGCCACUUGUACCAUUAAGGGCAGGGGCAUAUAUGGCGGAGCGCAGCGCAGAGCAUUUUUUAGUCAAAAUAUUAUCGACAUUGUCCUCAUUGAAAUAAUAUCUAAAAUCAAUUGUACACCGUGCGGAUACUCGCGCAUCCGCGCGCAGUCCCGCGCAUUCUCUGGUACAAAAUUCACGCGAUUAGAAAACUUCACGGGCUUGCUCUGCGCUGCGCUCCGAUAUGUGCGCCGGCCCUAACAGGCCCUAAUUCCAUGAUGGAACUAUUGAUGUUUUUUUAAUCACAAGUUCCAUUUUAAAAGGAAUCUGAAAAUAAUGGAAUUAAUGUUGAAUUGUUUUCACUAGUUCCAUAUUAUUAUUUUAGGCACUUGUGAAUUUUUUUAAGGGUGUAAAAACACUAGAGCCACUCGACACUGGCGAAGUGCAAUGACUACAAAAAGCCACCAAAGAAGAAAAGAAGAAGAUAGAAUAUGUUGAGUUCAUUCUCAAAAUGUAUGCAUUAUAAUAAUGUUUUGUACAGGCGUUUGUUGUCUAUGAAAUUAAACAAAAUGCUUUUUUUAAAA
Molecule: messenger RNA, 1761 nt
Organism: Maniola jurtina (meadow brown)
Lineage: Eukaryota; Metazoa; Arthropoda; Insecta; Lepidoptera; Nymphalidae
Gene: Coq5
Product: 2-methoxy-6-polyprenyl-1,4-benzoquinol methylase, mitochondrial
Exons: 7
Coding region: 156-1040 (294 amino acids)
Biological process (GO): ubiquinone biosynthetic process
Molecular function (GO): methyltransferase activity
Source: RefSeq, a predicted model, not a curated record